GUACGUUCAACGUUUGCGUUACAUUUUAGCUUGAUUCGCUAUAUAUUUCUAUUUUAACUGUGAGACUCGCACAAGUGUUUCUCCAGUUCCAUAAAUUUAACCAAUAACUCUUUCACUAAUUAGUUAUGGUUAGUCAUACAAAAAAGCCACGAACUCAGUCACCUGUCAACGUGAUGACUAAUAGUAUAAAUAUGCUCGCAACGACGAGCAGCACAACUCCCACAAAGUAUGGAAAUGAGGCACACAGCUUGCCAAUACGCCGCAAGCGUCGAGCUGCCGGUUCACUACCAUCUACUGUGGCUGAAACUGAGGGCGAAAACUUGCUGACAAACAGCAGUAGCAACGCUUCUACAAACUCAGCACUUGGUCCUGACAUAAACCUCUUCACUUCACCCUAUGUACGUGUCACAAAACUUCAGAUUCCAAGUCCAGCUCCAACACUUACUUCAGAAAUAGAACGACUAAAGCUGGCUGUAGAAGAACUGAAGACUGAGAUGCGGGACAUAAGGUGUAGAAAAGAUAUGAAUGCAGGAUUUUCAGAAAAUUUGGCCAACUUAUCUGAACUAUCAACACAGGUUGGUGAUAUAAAAUCACAGGUCUGUGAACUUGCCCCUCUGAACAUCUUGACUAAGACCAUAAACCCUGGCGAACUUGACACAGAAUCAGUAUCUAAGAUAGACACCUUGAUAAACUUCAUCACAACAGAGGUUAUCAAAAGACUUGAUACUAAACUAAGUGUGAUUGUCUACAAUAUACCGGAUAAUGAGGGGUUGAAAAAGGUUCAAAGCAUCUUACUUAGGGCGGCGAAAAUGCCUAACUCCCAAACAAAAUGUCACAGACUGAAGAAGAGUCAGCACGACCACUGCUGUCCUAUACGCCUUCAGUUCGAAACGCAGACAGAGGCUAAAAAAUUCACCAACACACAACGUAUCCUAUUACAGGACACAAGCUACAAACAGGUAAAAGUUGUAGCAGAUAAGACAGUGAUUGAAAGGCGUGCUUACAAUCACCUUAAUAAACCAAAUGGCAGGACACCUCAAGCCACUAAAAUAGAUAUACACACUACCAACACGGUAGAACUCAUAGCCUCCCCCCUCUCUAAUCCCGUAAAAAUAGCUCCAGAGAAAAUGAAACCAAACGAAAGACUUGUGAGCUAUAGUCUUACUCCUAAAGUAACCUCUCCUCCCUCUACGGUGGAUCUAGAUAUGUCUAUGGACAGCCAUAAGAUGGUAAUCAAUCCCUCUUGUAAGCUGACAACAUCCUCUCUUAACCAAAACGUGACAACGCAAAUGGAACUCGGUAACAAAACAGGCCGAAAUACGCCACUUGUUGCGAAGAUUCCCCAACAUAUUCAGACUCCCAAGAAUAUCUCACGCUUUAAGGUAAAUAAUAUUCAAAACCAUGCUAGCAACCAAACUAAAAACAAAAAUAAGGACAUAGAGCCCAAGGACAACAACGACACAACCUACUUGCAUACUGUGCCAAGUCACACUGGUAGCUGGUGUAGUGACGCUAUCACGCAAUUGGAAUUGAGACGCUACAUUUUCGUUCUAAUUCUUUCAAACCGUAUACAAACUAUUUACACACAAUUUUUACCGGAAACUGUUAAAUUUUCACAUUCUACACAUAAGAAUACUUGUGAGAUACUAUUUUUCCUUGGAAGUAUUAUAUAAACUCUGUUAUCACUGACCCUGCCAUCUGCAGGUUUUGGAUGUAUAUUUUAUGGGAUAUAUCUGGUUCAAUUUGGUGAGUCUGUGCAAUUUUUCGAAGUUUUGCGUGUUAUAUUAUCUAUUCAGUGCUAUAUCUAUAGUUCUGAUUUCUUUUCUAACGAACUCCACCCUUUACUGAAGUUGCCCUCCUUUAAGUAUCUAUUAUUCUAAUAGGAGGAUUGUUAUCUGUUAAUAGUUGUCGAUUUUGUUCUUAAUAGUUUAUUUUUAUUGACUUAGUGUUGAUUAUACUGGAAAUCUGACGUUUUCAUCACCAGUCGUCUCAAUUGUGUGACAGUCCGAAUCUACCUUAAACCCUGAUUUUCGGAAUUUACUUUUUCGUUAGUUUCAUCUGAACUAUAGCUUAUUUCUCCAUUAUUUUUGACACGGUGUUACUAGUCCUCAGACUUGUUCUUUUCAUAUACUUUUUACCAAGGAAUUCCUUCAACUUACGAUUUUUGCUAAUUAACUUCCAGUAUCUGACUGAAAAACGGUGAAUUUCCACUAUUUUCACCUAUUAUUUCUUUUUCGUCUAACUCUAACUUUCUGAAAUUGUAAUAAUCGGUUGCAGCUCGCCGAGCUGAAUCUUUUGAUACCUAUUUUAUCCUCAUUAUUUGCCCAUUUCUCUUCCAAAUCAUUUUGUUUUUGGUACUUUUAGCCAUUUCGGCCGAAAAAGUACUUUAUACUCAACAAAGGAUUUUCUGAUCUAGUGACAGUGACAACACCGGUCCUUGUUUUUAAUCUCCCUUGGUCUAUCUAGUAAGACCGAGGCCACUUUUCGUCUCGUCAUUACCUUUCUAUUUCCAUCCACGAGACCUUUUUCCACUUUUGCUCCUAAUACCACCUAUAAUAUUUCUGAUUUAUUCAGUCUUCUUCUUCUCUGUCCAAAUAUCUCUAUCAUGAACCAUCCAAAAUAAAUUCUUUCAUCAUUUUUCACCCUGUAGACCUAAAAGCCUCAUACUUCUAUCGCCUGUGUAAAAGUUGUGAGCCCCCCCUCUUCGCAUAGUAUCCCCCUAACAGGAGAGUUCUGCUGCCUCUUUCCAAAGCUAAACUUGUACAUACAUCUCAGAUUCCAAAUCGUCAACACUAUUUCUUUAUUUUUACAAAAAAAACCCGUAGCUUUUUGCUUUCUCCCAAACUU
Messenger RNA from Trichobilharzia szidati, 2847 nucleotides. NCBI's taxonomy places the organism in Eukaryota, Metazoa, Platyhelminthes, Trematoda, Strigeidida, Schistosomatidae. The record is from the annotation of a GenBank genome assembly.